CUGCACAAAUUAGUGCUGACAAACACUGAACACUACAGUACAUAUGGAGGAGUUUACAUUUGGAAUUCAUUCACAAGUGGUAUAAAAACAAGUGAGUCUCACUUCUCAUCAGCAGAACGACAUACCACAUUACAGCUCUCCUGGUAUACACAACACAAUGGGAAAGAUAAUAUUCUAUGAGGACCGUAACUUCCAGGGUCGACACUAUGAGUGCUACAGUGACUGUGCCGAACUGCAGUCUUACUUCAGUCGCUGUAACUCCAUCCGAGUCGAAAGUGGCUGCUGGAUGAUCUAUGAGCGUUCCAAUUACACAGGGUACCAGUACUUCCUGAGCAGGGGUGAAUACCCUGAUUACCAGCGCUGGAUGGGUUUUAACGACACAGUCAGGUCCUGCCGCAUGAUUCCUGCAUACAGGGGAUCAUAUCGACUGAAGGUGUAUGAGAGGCCUGAAUUUGGAGGCCAGAUGAUGGAAUUCACCGAUGACUGCCCAUCUGUUCAUGAGCGAUUCCGUUAUCAGGACAUCCACUCCUGCAAUGUGUCUGAAGGUUACUGGCUUUUCUAUGAGCAUCCCAACUACAGAGGAAGACAGUACUUCUUAAGGCCUGGCGAGUACAGAAGGUACACCGACUGGGGUGCCAUGACUUCCCGAAUUGGCUCCUUCAGAUGCAUCAGAGAUUGUUAUUAAAAUACCAAAAAUGUAAUU
Molecule: messenger RNA, 703 nt
Organism: Protopterus annectens (West African lungfish)
Lineage: Eukaryota; Metazoa; Chordata; Ceratodontiformes; Protopteridae
Product: gamma-crystallin M2-like
Exons: 3
Coding region: 158-685 (175 amino acids)
Biological process (GO): lens development in camera-type eye; visual perception
Molecular function (GO): structural constituent of eye lens
Source: RefSeq, a predicted model, not a curated record